AUGCGGAGCCUAGCAGCGCUGGUCAAGGACCAGGCGCCUGCCUUUGUGCGGGCGUACGCGGGUGCCGUGGCGCCGGUGGCCAGCUCUCCCUUCCUGCGGUUCUCGAACCCGUACCCCACGCCCGUGGACACCACGCCGCUGCUUUCGACCAUCCCCGAGACAAACAUCACGACGCUGGACAAUGGCUUGCGCGUGGCGACGGAGGCCAACCCGCACGCGGAGACGGCGACCGUCGGGAUCUGGAUCAACUCUGGCAGCCGGUUUGAGACGGACGCGAACAACGGCACGGCGCACUUCCUGGAGCACAUCCUGUUCAAGGGCACCAAGGUGAUGGGUGCUGGGGGCAGCCGCACCGUGAAGGACCUGGAGGUUGAGAUUGAGAACAUGGGCGGCAGCCUCAACGCCUACACGGGGCGCGAGCAGACCUGCUACUAUGCCAAGGCGCGCCCCCCCUUCCCCCCCCCCCUAUUGCCGCUUUUGUGA
Molecule: messenger RNA, 483 nt
Organism: Monoraphidium neglectum
Lineage: Eukaryota; Viridiplantae; Chlorophyta; Chlorophyceae; Sphaeropleales; Selenastraceae
Exons: 4
Coding region: 1-483 (160 amino acids)
Cellular component (GO): mitochondrion
Molecular function (GO): metal ion binding
Source: RefSeq, a predicted model, not a curated record